Messenger RNA from Mauremys reevesii (Reeves's turtle), 2502 nucleotides. RefSeq names its product SUMO interacting motifs containing 1 (gene SIMC1). The transcript is spliced from 10 exons. The record is from RefSeq and is a predicted model, not a curated record. The coding region runs from base 470 to 2308 and encodes 612 amino acids. Lineage: Eukaryota; Metazoa; Chordata; Testudines; Geoemydidae.
CCGGGGGUGCUGGGAGAGCCCUUGCGGCACUGCUCCCCCGCGGCAGGAGUGGGCCCUGCCGCUGCACUCCGCAGUGGCUGAUAGCAGCAGAGAGCUGGCCCCCAGCUCGGGUUUGGGGCAGGGGCUUGUUCGCCUGACAGCCCAUUUGCCCACCAGGGAGGGGCAGGGUUUGCCCCAGGAAUUAGGGCCAGGAGGGCCCCCGCUAGGCUAGGCUUUUCCGAGCACAAUUCAGACGGUUGCUUUACGCUGCUAGAGGCCGGGCGGCAGGUUUGUAAUCCGAGCAGGGGGUGGACAUUGCUUGCCUUUGCCGCUGGCUUUCUGCACACCAUGCGAGGUCAUUGAUCUAACCGGGGAGGACGUGUCUUCGGAAGCAGCAGCGCAGGGUGACUUCGUUGUGAUCGACUUGACUGAAGUGGAGGAGGAGCGUCCAGCCGACUUCCCGCGGGGUGGUGCUGGCACUGCUGCCGGCAUGGAGUGUGCGUCGCCUCCCAGCCUCCCCGCCCUCGUGGACAUAAAGCGUGAAAGGAAAGAGGUGGCCGACCAAGGCCUUGGGGCCCCCUGGGACGGAGCCCACGAAGAGACAAAGGGCAGCCACUUGGCAGGCUGCUUCUCCCCCGUCUCUGUCUGCGACCCUGAGCUCAGCAGCAGCACCACCACUAUUAACAGUGACCUGGGCUCCUUGGCCAGCCUCCUGCUGGACUCGGACGUGUUCUCCUGCUCUCCAGCUAGCAGCCACAGCAGCAGCAGCAGGAGGGCAUCCUGGGACUGCUCCGCCACAGAAUCUCGCAGUACCUGCCAGCAAAGGGAAAACCCGGAACACCUCCCCACCUCCCCUGCUCAGAGACAGUCCUCAGGUCUCUCCAGCUGCCCCCCAGCAAGCACCCCCAGGUCUCCAGAGCAGCCUUUGCUGGAGACAAGUAGCUCAGUGCUGACUGCAGGGAAGCAGAAGCCCCCCGAGCCAGCCAAACUGCAGCCUGUCAAUAAGGCCUGGCUGCAUAAACUGCGGUACUUCAGGAGGACUCCGGUGCAUCACCUUUUCCUCCAGGGAGUGGUGCAGGAUGAGGAAUCCCGCCAGAAUGCACACCUGAGGACACAGCCCAUCUCCAGCAGAAAAUUGAGCAUGGUAUCCACCACCAUGGAGGAGAACUUCCCCAAGGGCACCCUGCAGUUCCUAAUGGACUUUGUGUGCUGCCACCAUUACCCUCCAAAGGAGAUUGUGUCCCAUGUGAUCAGGAAUAUCCUGCUGAGCUCAGAGACUGGGGAGAUGCUGAAGGAUGCCUACAUGCUGCUGAUGAAAAUUCAAAUCCUUCAUCCAGCUACCACCACAAUGGUGGGAUGGGACUGGGAGCUGCUACGGUAUGUCAUGGAAGAACAGGAGGAGACGCUCCCAGGGCGCUUUCUGUUCCUGCAGUAUGUGGUGCAGACCCUGGAGGAUGAUUUCCAGCUGAACCUGAGGCUGCGCUUCCUGCAGAAAUCCAUUGCCAAGGAGGUGCUUUCCUGUGACCGGUGCUUCAGCAAUGUCAAGGAGGUGAUCGAGUGGCUGGUUGCUGCCAUUACUGGACUUGGAUUUUCCCAGCCCCGAAAGCAGCAGCAGAAAGCACCAUGUCCCUCAUCAGGGGCUGACUGUAGCAUCUCCUCCCCUGGGCCAGACUCAGCACAGAACGACAGUGAAACUGGGCAGGCAGAGGCCGUCCUACCGGCUUUCCUUUCCCAAAAGGUGGUGCUGCUUCUCCAGAGGAUGCUGUCCAUAGCCGUAGAGGUGGACAGGUCUCCCAACUGUAGCAGCAAUAAGAUCGCCAAUGUGAUAUUUCCGUACUUGGUCAACAUUCCUCUCAGGAGCCAAAGGGAGGCCUUCUUAAACAGCAUGGAGAGCCAGCUGCUGCGCUGCAAAGUGCUGGAGCUCCUGUUCCACCACAGCUGUGACAUGCCAGCCUCCCUGCCCUUGUCUCUGAGCAAGAUCCUGUAUUUCCUGGGCCGCCAUUCUCUGCGGCUGCAGUAUCAGGACCACGAAGUAACAUGGCAGAGAUGGGAUGAGAUGCUUCAGCACUUGAUUUUACUGUUAACAAGUUACCGCACUGUUGUGCUGGAGCACUUAAGAAGUUCACUCAUUGAGCGGAUGGAUUUAAUUAUUUCAAAUGCCAAACCCCAGCUCCAGGAUAACGACACCACCACCACUGUGGACAUUGAGUUGCACGUCAAGGACUACAGCAGCCGGCUGCUGCAGAUCCUGGGAAAGUCGCUUCCCCCACAGAUCACGGACAAGGUGUGCGCGCUUGAAGCGCUGCUGCUCACCACCGCUACCACCUGACAGGAGAAGGAUGCUUCCGGAGGAGCUGGCUUUCAGUGCCAAGCAGCAGCCUGGUCAAUCAUCAGUUGGCCUCUAUUCAGUUCUGUUCAUACAGUUGUUGUGUAGACCUAGGAGUCUCAUUCCCUCCUCUGAAAUCUGCUUCUCCUUGUACAACCUGUGUAUAGAUUUUUUUUAAAUUAAAUUUUCCUGGUUGA